AUGUAUCUGAAAGAGAUAAUAAUAAAUGGCUUUAAAAGCUACAUGGAUCAGACCGUCAUUGAGCAGCUCCAUCCGAAGCAUAAUGUCGUGGUAGGAAGAAACGGUUCCGGCAAGAGCAAUUUCUUCAGCGCAAUCGAGUUUGUACUGAGCGAUGAGUACAAUAACCUAAGACAAUCGGAACGCUCUGGGUUGAUCAACAAAGGCGCAUCGAAGUCGCGUACCGGGGUUGCAUUUGUGGAGAUAGUUCUGGGCGAAAAGGCAUCCAUUACUGCGAAAAAUAAAUCUUCCGGUUGUAGUGAAACCCGCAUACGUCGUACCAUUUCCGCUACCAAAGAUCAGUACACGCUGAAUGGUCACAAUGCAACGCGCAAAGAGGUGGUAGAGAUGCUCGAUUCACUCGGUUUGGCAUUCUCCAACCCGUACUACAUCGUGAAGCAGGGUAAAAUUAAUCAACUAGCAACAGCCUGUCCACCUCAGCUGCUGCAAGUCCUGUACGAGAUCGGCGGUAUACGGGUGUACGACGCGAAGCUGAAGGAAACCAUCAAGCUCAUGGAUGACGCUGACAAGUGUUUGAAGCAGAUACGCUUUGUACGCAACUCACUUGCCGAACGUCUGAAGCUGCUCUGCAAAGACAAGAAGUUACAGGAGCAGUUUGAGCAGCUUGACAAAAAGCAUCGCCUGCUGAGCUUUAAGGUGCUGGAGAAAAAGCAUCAAGUUGCGGUUGAUGCACUCAAAUCGCUCGAUCAGACGGAACAAUUGUGGAAGGAAGAACAGCACCAGCGCUUGUUGCAAAAAUCGGAAGCUAUGGAAAAAUGGAUCGCGAUGAAAAACAUCCGCCGUGAAAAUAAGAUACAGCUGGAAAACGUCCUGUACAAGCAAAAUAAUCUGAACGAAGAGCAUAUCGUUUUGCAGGAGCAAAAAGUUAAGCUUGAGCUGCAGUUGCAAGACAUCAAAGAGGAGCUCGCCAUGCAAAUCGUUGACCAGGAACGGGAGCGAACCGAGCUAAACCACCAGCGAGAAGAAAUUUCGAAUGUGCAGAAAACACUGGAAAAGGUUAAGGAUCGGUUAGCCGUAGUGCAAGAGCGAAAGGACACGCUGGAAGCUGAAAUCUCGAAGAAGAAAGAGAUGCGCAACGAAAUAUUUGAUAAACAGCGUCGCGGAAUACAAUUUGAGACCCGGGAAGAACGGAAUGAAUUUCUAAAGGAAGAGAUUGGAUACGUGUGCAAUCAGAUUCAGCUCCAAACGGAAGCAUUGAAUAGCAUGAAAAGUGAGCACAGUGAUCUGAUCAACAGUUUGGAGGUAGAAAAAAAUAAUUGGAUUGAACAUCAGACGGAUCUUGCAGCUUUGGCAACCAGAAAAAAAGGUUACAAACUGGAACUCGCCCAGAUCGGUACCCGGCUCGAGGAGACCAAAACUUUGCUGGAAACAUGCUUAGCCGGUGAGGAAAACACUUCACAAGAGAUAAAGCAUUGGCAUGAGCAAUCUGAAUAUCAUGAGCUAAAAUUUAGUAAGCAAAUGGGAUCAAGAAUUAUGUGCGGAUGGCGUUCGAUAGCUAAAGUGUUGGAUAUGCUGCGAAGCCAAUCUGGCGACAGUAGUCAUCCCACGCUCGAAGGGUACUACGGUCGAGUGUUUGAAGCGUUUCAGUGCGAUGAAGCAAUCUUUCGGGCAGUUGAAAUGGUAGCCGGCACGAAACUUUACUUUCACAUCGUGGAGUCGGAAGCGGUUGCGAAUGAAAUUAUCGCGCUGUGCAAUAAGCACAAUCUAAAAGGAGACUUGAAUUUCAUGCCUUUAAGCAGACUGAAAGGGGCACCUCCAGUGCACGUGGACGUUGCUAAGGAUAAAACGGUACAGCCACUAGUAUCGUUGAUAAAGUUUCCCAACCGCUUCGAGCUCGUUUUCCAACACAUCUUUGGCAACACAUUACUGUGCGAUGCGUUGGAACCGGCGGUCAAUGCUAACCGGAAGUAUGGACACACGUGUGUCACACGGGACGGUGAUAUGGUUGGCAGGGGCACACUGACAGGCGGUUAUCGUGCUUCCGAUACAUCGCACCUUCACAAAGCGUUGUAUUUCACCGAAGUGGGUAAAACAAUGGAAAAACUAAAAUCUACAUUAGAAGAAUUAUUAAAAUGUAAAGAGAAGGCGUACAAAAUCACCUCUGCAGAUGAGCUUCGAAGGGACAUUUUAGAAGCAAAGCUCGACAGGAUGGUGCAAACGAUGGAAAACAUUCAAGCCGCGCUGAAUCGAUCUCCAGCCCAGUGCCAAAAGCUGGAAGAAAAGCGUAGGGUGCUGGAACGGAAAAUCCGUAACCAGCAAACGAAGCUCGCUAUGCUCAUGGCAAAGGAGGAAAGUGUCAACCGUGAGCUGGAAACCGAAUUUGUCUGCGUGUUGUCCGAGGAGGAGAAAUGUUUAAUUUUGCAGCUUGAUGAAGAACUACGAUGCUUGGAGAAGCAACAUAAUGAAGCAUUUAAUGCCGAAUUGGAAGUGCAGCAGGAGAAGGUCAAGUUGGAGAACAUAUUGAAUGCGAAAUUGAUUCCGAAACGGGACGAGCUGAUUGUUUCGCUAACGGGUCGUAAUUGUAGUUCGCUUACAGAUAAAAAAACCACGUACGAACAGCAGCAAAAGAAGGUGUCCGAGAAAAUCGAGCUUCUUGUCGAUAAAAUUAGUAACGUUGAGCAUCUAGUACGCAAAUUGACCGAUAAAAACGGUGAGCUCUCGAAAGAGGUAGAUAAUUGGUCGCAAAAGCUAAAACUCGCCGAGGAAGCCAUUGCCACCAAGGAUCCCCGUGAGAUGUCACAUAAGGCCCGUAAACAACAGUUGGCUCAGGAAGUGGAACAGUACGCGAAGGAAAUCGAGGACUUUGGUGUUUUGCCUGCUCCGGAGGAAGCAUACGAAAAAAUGCCACUUUCUACGAUGAUACAGGAACUAGAGCGGACGAACAAGCAGUUGAAAAAUUGUGGCUGCGUUAACAAGGCGGCCAUCGAUGAGUAUGCACGGGUAGCGCAAUCGUUGAAUGCGAUGGACGAAAAAUUGAAAGUGUCCGAAGAUUCGCGCAAAUUGCACGCAUCCACCGUAUUGCAGCUGCGAACACAGCGUGUAAACUGUAUCGAACAUAUUUUCAACACCGUCAACAGGAACUUUGUGGACAUAUUUUCACGUUUUGUUCCGGCCGGAUGCGGCAAGCUAAUUCUGCAAACAACGGAUAAUAAUGGCAAUGACGAAACCAACUCGGACGAAACAGACGAUGAUGUUGGCGCACCGGAUCGUUACGUUGGUCUAACGGUGGAGGUUUCGUUCACAGCCAGUGAGGGAGUAAGGAGCGAACUGCACACGUUGUCCGGUGGCCAAAAAACGUUGGUCGCGAUAGCACUGAUCUUCGCAAUGCAACGGUACAAUCCUGCCCCGUUCUAUCUGUUCGAUGAGAUCGAUCAGGCGUUGGACAGCGAGCAUCGUAAGGUGGUUGCGAACGAAAUACAUGCGCUGAGUGAAAAUUCGCAGUUCAUAACGAUCACGUUUCGGCGAGAAUUGUUGGAUCACGCGGAUAAGUUUUACGGUGUGCGGUACCACAACACGUUGAGCAGCAUUGGGCCGGUGUCGAAGGAGCAGGCGUUUGAUUUUGUCGUCGAUGAUACGAUACGUCGAUAA
Molecule: messenger RNA, 3645 nt
Organism: Anopheles maculipalpis
Lineage: Eukaryota; Metazoa; Arthropoda; Insecta; Diptera; Culicidae
Product: structural maintenance of chromosomes protein 3-like
Exons: 6
Coding region: 1-3645 (1214 amino acids)
Biological process (GO): mitotic sister chromatid cohesion
Cellular component (GO): chromosome
Molecular function (GO): double-stranded DNA binding; cohesin loader activity; ATP binding
Source: RefSeq, a predicted model, not a curated record